AUGGCUAAAUACCAGUCGGGCUUUGCCCUCGCAAUCCUCGCUGCCACCCUCGUCGCAGGUCGUGGCGCGAAUGACUGGUCAAAACCAUGUUUCGACGGUGAAUGUGCAUACGACAUCCCGAUCGAAGGGCAAUCAGCCUCCAUCAAGAUGGUUGGUGCACCGCAUGCCAUUACGGAUAUCACACCCGCUGCAGGAUGGGUCGUCCUCGACUGUGACGCAAAUGCCAAGUCGCAGGAGAUUCGACUUGUGUGUAACUCGGACGAUGCUGAGUCUGCUGGCUGCAGCCACCUCUUCGAAGGUGACGGUCCCGUACAUAAAUACGUCCGUCUACCCGAGAGUUGCGGGUCUGAGCCGUUCGCCCGUAUUGCGGACUACCGAGUUCACGAAAACCAGUCGAUCCCCGAGCAUGCGGCCUCGAAAAUAUUGCGCCGUGACGGCGUAGCUCCUCAGGUCUUCUCCGUCAGCAUUGAUGAUGAUUUCGCUCUCGUCGACGAAUCCAAGUAUGGAAAAGUCUUCGCCCUUGUCGCUGGUGUCAAUGAACCCAAUGUCGAUACCAACUUUGCUGUCCCGCAGGACAUAGACAACCAAGAUGUCGCGGAUCAAUGGGCAGCGCAAACAAUUCAGGACGUUGGCGUCAAGAACCUGAAGGCCACACUUUCGACCUACUACGUAACCAGACCUGAUGGCGAGGUCGAAGUCAAGAAAACGAAGAGUGGAGAAGAGGUCGAGCCUCUGAAGUCGUCGGGCAAGUUCAACUGGGGAUCAGAAACGAAGCCACUUACGCUUUCAUGGACGGAAGAGAAAAAGCUCGCGGAAUGUGGAAAAGCCGGCCUCAAGGCUGAACUCUCUGGCUCAUUAGCAAACAAGGCGUAUGGCUCGGCGAAGGCGUUCAGCGCAGCCGCGGUUAUUGAACUGAGUGCAUCGUCAAUCAAGGCCAUGGCAAGCAACAUUCUUGAUUUCUCGGCGCACUUUGAGCAUGAUUUGACUUUGACACUAUCUCUGGAGGGCGAGGUCAAGAAAGAGUUCACCCUCUUGGAGGAUACAGCCAUCCCUCAUGCUGGUAUCGACCUCAAGCUAGUGGCGGUUGGCCUGUUGUUCGGCGUCGGAGGAGAGUUCACGAUUGCCAAAGCCAAAGUUGGUGUGGAAGUCAAGACAGGGUUCAAAUGGGGGAUUGACAAAGCUGUCAUCGCCAUUCCUGGCACUCAUGCCGCCACGCCAUAUGCCAAAGAUGGGUACUUUGACUUCGCCCUCAGCAAAGACGAAGACGAUAACAAGGCAACUGGGGAAAUCGGCGUGUCAAUUACCCCCAAAUUCAGCUUGGGUAUCUCAGGGAAGGACAAGCUCUCGAAAAUCAAGUUCACCGGUAGCAUUGGCUUGAAGGCGGGACUAGGCCUUACUGUUGGGAUCACGGGGACGCCGCCCAAGCGGGACUUGGAUGCAAUGGACGCCUCGGAUGCAUGGUAUUGCGCGAAGAUUGCGGCGUACAUCGAGGGUGUCGCUGGUGUUGACGCGAAACACCCCGUCAAAUUCAUUCCGGAUUGGGAGAAGGAGUACUCAUUGUUCAAGAAGGAGCUCGAGAUCUGGUCGCAUGGCAACUGCCCCCAACCGAAGGAGAAGAGGAGCAACUUGCGCGGGUUGCUGGAGUCGAGAGCGACGGACCUGACGGUGAAGGAUGUUGUCAACGCCUUGAAAUGCCCGAAGAAGGAUAUCAGCAAGAUGACUAAGGGAGAUUCGAAGAAAAGCCUCAGCUCUUCAGCCAUGAAGAUGAAGGACAAAUAG
Molecule: messenger RNA, 1779 nt
Organism: Pleurotus ostreatus (oyster mushroom)
Lineage: Eukaryota; Fungi; Basidiomycota; Agaricomycetes; Agaricales; Pleurotaceae
Exons: 13
Coding region: 1-1779 (592 amino acids)
Source: RefSeq, a predicted model, not a curated record